This is a messenger RNA of Zootoca vivipara (common lizard), 3017 nucleotides long. RefSeq names its product purinergic receptor P2Y2 (gene P2RY2). Gene Ontology annotation, molecular function: G protein-coupled purinergic nucleotide receptor activity; G protein-coupled UTP receptor activity; A1 adenosine receptor binding. The record is from RefSeq and is a predicted model, not a curated record. NCBI's taxonomy places the organism in Eukaryota, Metazoa, Chordata, Lepidosauria, Squamata, Lacertidae. Gene Ontology annotation, cellular component: plasma membrane. Gene Ontology annotation, biological process: blood vessel diameter maintenance; positive regulation of mucus secretion; phospholipase C-activating G protein-coupled receptor signaling pathway.
GAGAGAGGCCUCUCCUGUACUCUUUCCCCUCCCAGGGGCCAGUCUGGGCAGGCCAGUUCGCAGUACCAGGCACGCCUCUCUGCCUCCACUCCGGUCGCUGUUGCGUCUCUUUUGCAAACCGAGACAGAAACAAGCGAAGUGUUGGAAAGAAACAAACGCGCGCGCGCGAGAGAGAGAGAAAAGCCAGCCAAGGAGAGGCGGGUAGAGGGGGGUGGGAUGUUGUAUUUCCCGGCGAUUCCUCCUGCUGCUGCUGCUUUUACCAGGGCAAGGAAGUGAGCAUGGAAAAGGAAAGAGACCCGGCACCGUGAGAUUCUCCCCGGAAAAAAGCAGAAACUGGCUAUGGCGAAUGCAUCCCUCCUGCUCCUGCUGCGCUCCUUGAACUCGAGCGCCAACUCCUCCGACGCCGACUGCGAGGAAGAAGACCCCUACAAGUGCACCUUCAACGAGGAGUUCAAGUACAUCCUCCUGCCCGUCUCCUACAGCCUCGUGUUCGUGGUGGGCCUCUUCCUCAACCUGCUGGCCCUUUACAUCUUCCUCUUCCGCAUCAAGACCUGGAAUGCCUCCACCACCUACAUGUUCAACCUGGCCGUGUCGGACACCUUGUACGUGAUCUCGCUGCCGCUCCUGGUCUACUACUACGCCAAGAGGAACCACUGGCCCUUCAGCGUGGGCUUGUGCAAGAUCGUGCGCUUCCUCUUCUACACCAACCUCUACUGCAGCAUCCUCUUCCUGCUCUGUAUCAGCAUCCAGCGCUUCAUGGGCAUCUGCCUCCCGCUGAGGUCCCUGGAGUGGGGACAAGUCCGCUACGCCCGCUGGGUCUCGGCCACCGUCUGGGCGGUCGUCAUCGCCUGCCAGUCGCCCGUGCUCUACUUCGUCACCACCAGCCCCCGGUGCGACAAGAUCACCUGCCACGACACGUCGGCAAAGGACCUCUUCGGGGACUUCAUCGUCUACAGCACCGUGAUGCUGGUCCUCCUCUUCUGCAUCCCGUUCCUCGUUAUCAUCGUCUGCUACUCCCUGAUGGCCCGCCGGUUGCUCCAGCCAACGCGCGGUACCACCCGGAUGUCCAGCUCCAAGAAGAAGUCGCUCAAGAUGAUUGCCGUCGUCCUGGCGGUCUUCAUCAUCUGCUUCUUGCCCUUCCACAUCACUCGGACCUUGUACUAUUACUUCCGCGACUGGGACCUCAGCUGCGCCACUCUGGACGCCAUCAACUUGGCGUACAAGCUCACCCGGCCCCUGGCUAGCACCAACAGCUGCCUGGACCCUAUCUUGUACUUUUUGGCAGGGCAGAAGUUUGUGAAAUUUGCCUGCCCCAAAACGCCGGCGCCGGGUGAGAACCAGACGACCUCGAACACCACCGUCAAUUGCCGCCUGCGGGCCAGAGACCAGUUAGCGAUGAAAGCGAAAAGCAUUGUGUCUUAGGCACUCGACAUUUCUGCCUUCGCCCAUCUGCAAAGUGUUACUUACCUGUCUGUGUUGGUUGGGAAAAGUUCCAUGUUGCAGGGAGAAGGGUUUUGUUCUCGACCAGUGAGACACCGGAAGUGUAUUUUCAACCUGUAUCUGCAAGAAAUGGUUUGAAAAGUGAUGGACACGUCGCUUUUUUCUUUCCCCAACACUUGGUGUUGUUUUGGAAGCUAGGUACUAUAUUAAGUGCGUCGUCUAAUCUGACAACGGCACUAUAGACACUGAGUUGUGUGAAUAGGGAAUCCUACACAAGGUGUGUAGUGAGAGGCAAUGUAGCGUAAUGGACGAAGGAUUUUGUUUAGACCCACUGAAUACAAGCAGCGUAUCUCGUGGAAAAAUUGUUUCUACACUGCACCACUUCAGUUUGCAUUGGCGGGGGGCGGGGGAGUGGGGUCACAAGUCUGAAUGCUAAAACAUUACUUUUCCACAACCAAUGGAACCUACCAAGCUGCCGUAUACAGAGUCAGACCACUGGAGUAUCUAACCCAGUAUCAGCAAGUUUUACUGGGGCUGGAUCUACAUUGAGCUGCUAACCGUUUUUUAAAAAUAAUGUUCUAUAACGCUGGAUAGCAGUUUUCCUUUGCUGAUGGCUAUCUGCUCUGCAGCGCCCUCUGGGAUCAAAUUUUAAUAACGUAUUUUAACGUUAUAAACAACGUGUUUAGAUCCACCCGGGGAUUUUAAGGCAGAGAGCUUUCCCCAAGCCUACUUGGAGAUGCCAAGGCUUGAAAUUGGAACGUUUCACAUGCAAACCAUGGGUUCUAUGGUCCCAGAAAGAACCUCUGGCAUCUAGUUUUCAAUACAUGGGGAAAUCUUUUAUUUAGGUGAACAUUCAGCAUUUCACACACACACGCACACACAUGCACACACACACACAUCUGCAGCUCGAAGCCAUACAGUCCAGAAAUGGUUUCAACAUUUCAUCUACCGUUCGGUGAGACCACAGCUGCCCACUUCCUUGUUUCCAAGAAAGGGUGAACCAGGUGAGGCAGAGCUGCUACACUAACCUCCCAGCAGGUGGCUCAUGAUGGCUAUAUUAUUAUUGUUGUUAUUAAUAUCAUAGAGGCAAGAGUAACCUCAGACCAGCGUCCCAUGAGCCCCACUUACUCCAGGCCAGUCCCAGCCAGUGGCAACCCUCAUAAUACAGGGAACCAUUUGGUGAGACGCCCCGCUCAGUAUCCUUGAGCGAGCUUUCGCCUCUCCUCCCGUCCCACCUCGCAGGGUUGCCGUGAGGAUAAAAUGAGCCCCGUGCUUUCUGCCCUGGCUGGUGGUGCUUUCUCUCAUUUAAACCCAAUGUCUAGAUGCUGCCUGCCUUUCUGGCUGAAACCUUCCCAUGCUCACCCAUGCUUCCCCCCUCCCCAUAACCUCCAGGCUUGACUACUGCGAUGCACUUUACGUGGGGCUGCUCUUGGAGGUAAUUUGGGAUCCGCCGCUGGUGCAGGUUGCUGCUGGCUGUUCCUUUGCAAAUUGCUCCGUCUCCCGGGCCCGAGCGAAGGUGCUAUUUUUUAACCUACAAAGCCCUUCGUGGGCCUGAAGAAACACCCUUCGCCGAAUCA